Labrus bergylta (ballan wrasse) is the source of this 742-nucleotide messenger RNA. Lineage: Eukaryota; Metazoa; Chordata; Actinopteri; Labriformes; Labridae. The record is from RefSeq and is a predicted model, not a curated record.
GCCACGGCUCCGGUGUCAAUCCCGUCAAACGGCAGUAACUCGACCAGCUCGGCCUCCACCAGCUUCACUCCCACCAACAGCUCCAACUUCAGCAUCUCCUGGCAGUCUCCGCCCGUCACCUUCACCGGAAGCACAAUGUCUCCCAGUAAAAGCCAGGGCUUCGGUGAGCAGCGCUCUCAGACCAUCUCUGUCCUCUCGUCUCCUCCCAGAGCCACCACCGCCCUCAGUCGGAAGGUGCGUGGUGAAGGGAAGAAGUGCCGAAAGGUGUAUGGCAUGGAGAACCGAGACAUGUGGUGCACCGCCUGCCGCUGGAAAAAGGCCUGUCAGAGAUUCACCGACUGAGCGUUCUCCAGUUAUGACAAGGCGCUCUACGCCCACAGCCGUUUCACCACAAAGCAGGGAGGGGCAUCAUUUUGCAUGCAUUUGGUUUUUCUUCAAAAUCGCAACUGUCCGUCAAGCUCCAGCUCCGCCCCCUGUGGAUGCCCCUCCUCCUCAGCUCCACUGAACCAUUCCAGCAGUGGGAGGAACCGAAGGACAGUCAACUUUUACAGUGCUGUCCAGGAUUUCCCACUACUGCCUCGCCAUUCCCAUCGUUCUCAGCUUUGGGAAACCUUAGUGCAGCUAUACAGUAUAAAGAAAAAAAAAGAUCUAAAGAUUUCUCCUGUUUUUUUUUUUUUUUUUUUGAGUUCAGUGUUGCAUCUUUCUUUGUUUUGUAAAGCUCUGGUUUUAAAUAGAAAGUCAA